This is a messenger RNA of Geodia barretti, 932 nucleotides long. NCBI's taxonomy places the organism in Eukaryota, Metazoa, Porifera, Demospongiae, Tetractinellida, Geodiidae. The record is from the annotation of a GenBank genome assembly.
CAUUACCAUCAAUAAUAAUUGUCCUCUUGACAAAAAGGUGAGUUUGGAAUCGUAUACAAAGCUAUGUUAUACAACUGGAAGGGCUAUACUCACCAUUUGGUCGCAGUAAAGACACUGAAAGGAAGGUUCAGUUUGAGUGAUGUUAAACGUUUGGCUGAAGAGAGUCAGAUCAUGGCAGGAUUUGAUCAUCCCAAUGUUAUGAAGCUGCUCGGUGUGUCAUCAAUCAGUGGGAGUAAGACCCUGUUCAUUAUCAUGCCAUUCAUGGCCCAUGGAAGCCUCUUUACAUAUCUGAGGAAGAAUAGAGCGGAUUUUACAGUGGAGAACGAAGAAUUGGUAUUUAACCUCAGUAGUAUGAUUGACCUGAACAAUGUGAUAAAGGUUGCCGACUUUGGUCAGUCAGAGGAUAUCUAUGCCGGGAACUAUUUCAGACAAACAACAGAGCAAGACGAGGAUGGAGAGCCUCCUGUGAAGCUGCCUGUGAAAUGGAUGGCUCUGGGGAGUUUGAAUGACGGAAUCUUCUCUAAGAAAACCGAUGUGUGGUCAUUUGGAGUGACAUGCUGAGAGGUGUUUUCACUGGGGAAGAACCCCUACCUUGGGGUGGACCACUUUUUUCUCAUCAGAUAUCUGGAGAGAGGAGAGAGACUAGACAAGCCUCUCAAUGCUGCCUGUUCCCAGGAAAUAUAUGAUGUGAUGAGGGAGUGUUGGGAGCGGCAGCCAUGGAAGAAACCAAGUUUCUCUCAACUGGUGACUGUCAUCUCCACUAGUCUGGAGGGAAUGGCUGGAUACCUAGACCUCAACCAUCCACGUCUCAACUGACAUGUACAAUUUUAGCUACUCUACAGUAGUAAACUUGAAAUAUUAUUAUUAUAUUAUUAUGAUAACACUAAUGUUUUAUGUGCCUAUAUAGUUAGAUGUCUGUAUGCUCUCCAUUA